UAUCCUUUGCGCCUCAACUCUCCCCUUCAGUGGAAUCCCCUCCCUCUUCAACCUGAUAUCUCUCGCGCUCUGAUUACAGGGUUUCUUUUUGGUGACUAGGAAAUCGGGGCUUCGAGACUGUUGAUUAUCGAUCUGAUUCAGUGCAACAGGGCUCUGUUUUUGUGAUCCUCUUGAUGUUUUGUGAUUGCAAGGAAGAGUCGCAAAGAACCAACCUUGAACUUGAGUCCUUGAAGGAAAAGAUGAAGGAGAAUUAAGGACAAGAUUAAGCCCAACAAGCAACUACCCUAUUUGGUUGGGAACAAUGUCGAGCAUGCUGUCAUCGAGAGGCGGACAUGGGAGGGGAAUUAGGACAAGCCCCCGCAAGCCCUUCUCGCAGUCUUCACAACAAACAAAUAGAAACACAGUAGAUAGAGCCAAGUGGACAUCUGCUCUCACAAAGUCCCUCCUCGAAGCAUGUGCAGAAGAAAUUGAGGAUUUUGGUCGGCCACUAAACGGGUUCAAUCACCAAGCAUGGCUUAGGAUCCUCAAUGCGUUCUUGGGCAAAACUGGUAAAUUGUGGACUGAGGAUCAAUUGAAAAACCAGCAUGACUGCCUAAAGGACGACUGGAAGGCAUGGAUUAUAGUUGUGCUUGGUAGGGAUCCCGAAACGGGUGCAAUAACAGGACCCAAUCAUUGGUGGGCAAAUAUGAUAGCUCAAAAUAAGGACGUCGCAAAGUUCAAAGAGCAGGGUUUGGAACAUGAGGAUCUCAUGGAACGUGUCUUUGGCGAUGUUGCCACCAUGGGAAACAAUGCUAUAUUUCCUGGUGAUGGGCUUUCGGACAUCGAGUCUGAGGGAUCCGAUGAAUCGGAUGGACUGCGUGUUCGUGGUGACACUAUUUCCGCAUCCAUUGCCCAAUUAAUUGACCGUUUCAAGUCCCAACCAAGAAUAGUCAUUAGUCGUCAGGGACGAUGGGGCAUCGACGACGCAAUAAAAAAACUGCAGUCCCUUCCCUUUUUCAUAAACGAGGGUGAGAACGAUGACUUUUACAGCUGGGCUUGUCGUCUUUUCGUCAGGCAACAACAUAAAAUCGAUAUCUUCUGCGAAGCAAACACCGUUAGCCGAACUAUUAAAUGGCUCAGUGAUGAGCACGCUUUGGCUGAAGAAUGGUACUGGAAGGCUCCCCCGACUCAACUGAGAGGCAUUAAACCUCCCCCGUUCCCUCGUGGUCCUUACCAUUAGGGAUUUCGGCCACGGAAAACUGCAUGUCGUACUUCGUUUUUACGGAUUCUUACUAUCUAUGGUGUGGUAGACUUUAAAUUUGGUACGCUUUUAAUUCGGUUACUGUUGUGGUUGGUGUUUGCUCAUCUUAUGAGUUGGUGUUGUUUGGAACUAUUUUAAUUCGGAACUGUUAGGACUAUUUGGCUUAUUGUAUGUUUCAUAAGUUGGUAAUGCUAUGACUGUUAUUUUAGAA
Rhododendron vialii is the source of this 1451-nucleotide messenger RNA. Its product is annotated as polyphenol oxidase, chloroplastic-like. Gene Ontology annotation, molecular function: catechol oxidase activity. The coding region runs from base 302 to 1219 and encodes 305 amino acids. Lineage: Eukaryota; Viridiplantae; Streptophyta; Magnoliopsida; Ericales; Ericaceae. The record is from RefSeq and is a predicted model, not a curated record. The transcript has 5 exons.